GAGGAAGCAACAUAUGGCAUCCCAAUCUGCACGAUUAGUAUUCCUUAGUUGUGGCUUCAGUUUCCAUCCAUGGAUUGGCUCAUAAUCUCCACAGCCCCACCACCGAACUAUAACCAUCACUAUAUUUCUUGGUUCUCACCCUGCUAAAAUAACAUAAACUGGUCCACAAGUUCACAACUUAAACUCAAUUCAACAACCAAGAAAAUUUUAAUAUUUUUUUAGUGUUUUUGCUUCUGGUUUUUGGGCUAUUCAAGAACACAAAAAUGGCUUCUUCAGCUGUUUUUUGCAGCUCGAUCAACCCAUCAACUUCACUUUUCUCAAGGGCCCAUCCGAUAUUUAACCAUAACAACACCUCUGCACCUGAGUUUUCAUCUCUACCAAGCUACAGUGUGCACUUCAAGACCAAGAAAAGUAAGGUUACACAAGUGAAAGCUGUGGUGACUGAGUCAGCUUCAGUGACUGAGUUGAACCGGAGAGGCUCGGAGGACAAGAAACUGAGAAUUCUUGUGGCUGGAGGUGGGAUUGGUGGGCUGGUUUUUGCUUUGGCAGCUAAAAGAAAGGGGUUUGAAGUUAUAGUUUUUGAGAGAGAUUUGAGUGCUAUAAGAGGAGAGGGACAGUACAGAGGUCCGAUUCAGAUUCAAAGUAAUGCAUUAGCUGCUUUGGAGGCUAUUGAUUUGGAUGUUGCUGAUGAAGUUUUGAGAGCUGGCUGUAUUACUGGUGAUAGAAUUAAUGGUCUUGUUGAUGGAGUUUCUGGUACUUGGUACUGCAAGUUUGAUACCUUCACUCCUGCCGCAGAACGGGGACUCCCAGUCACAAGAGUCAUUAGCCGAAUGACUUUGCAACAGAUCCUAGCUCGUGCUGUCGGAGAAGAUGUGAUUAUGAAUGCAAGCAAUGUUGUUGAUUUUGUGGAUAAUGGCAGUCAGGUUACUGUGAUGCUUGAGAAUGGAGAGAAAUUUGAAGGUGACCUCCUAGUUGGUGCUGACGGAAUUUGGUCAAAGGUGAGGAAGAACUUAUUUGGGCAGAAGGAUCCUGUAUACUCGGGCUACACUUGCUAUACUGGCAUUGCAGAUUUUGUGCCUGUUGAUAUUGAGACUGUUGGGUAUCGGGUAUUUUUGGGUCAUAAACAAUACUUUGUUUCUUCGGAUGUGGGUUCCGGAAAGAUGCAAUGGUAUGCAUUUUACAAUGAGCCAGCAGGUGGCGAGGAUAAGCCCAAUGGUAAAAAGGAAAGGCUGCUGAAAAUAUUUGAGGGUUGGUGUGAUAAUGUCAUAGAUUUGGUAAACGCCACAGAUGAGGAGGCCAUUCUUCGACGUGAUAUAUAUGACAGAGAACCCAUUUUUACAUGGGGAAGGGGCCGUGUGACAUUGCUUGGCGAUUCAGUUCAUGCCAUGCAGCCUAAUUUGGGUCAAGGAGGUUGCAUGGCCAUUGAGGAUGGUUAUCAACUUGCAUUGGAGCUUGAGAAGCAAUGGAAUCAAAGCAUCGAGUCAGGAAAUCCCGUUGAUGUCGUUUCAUCUCUAAGGAGCUACGAGAGUGCUAGAAAACUUCGAGUUGCUGUCAUCCAUGGAAUGGCAAGAAUGGCUGCAAUUAUGGCUUCAACUUAUAAAGCAUAUUUGGGCGUAGGCCUUGGUCCAUUGUCGUUCUUGACAAAGUAUCGCAUACCACAUCCGGGAAGAGUCGGUGGAAGAUUUUUUAUUGACAUCGGAAUGCCCCUAAUGCUCAGUUGGGUCUUAGGCGGUAAUAGUUCAAAACUUGAAGGAAGACCUCCUAGUUGCAGACUCUCAGACAAAGCCAAUGACAAAUUAAGAACAUGGUUUGAAGAUGAUGAUGCACUAGAGCGUGCUCUUGACGGAGAAUGGUUUCUUUUACCAUGUGGAGACAAUUCUGCCAUUUCUGAACCUAUCCGUUUAAUCCGAGAUGAGAACGCGCCCUGUAUGGUCGGGAGUGAAUCAAAGAAUGAUUUUCCGGGGAAGUCUAUAGUCAUACCCUCGCCUAAGGUCUCAAAAAAGCAUGCACGGAUUAGCUACAAAAACGGUGGCUUUUACGUGAUUGAUUUGCGGAGCGAACAUGGCACCUUUGUCACCAGUAAUGACGGUAGACGGAAUCGGGUGCCUCCAAAUUUUCCGACCAGAUUUCAUCCUGCAGAUGCAAUUGCAUUUGGCUCUGAUGAGAAGGCAAAAUUUCAAGUUAAGGUUUUGAAAUCUCCUCCAAAGAUUAAAGAAAAGGGCGGAAGCGAAAUUCUUCAAUCGGUAUGAUAAUCGGGGAGUUGGCUUCAUCGAUGGCAUUAUCGAGUUAACAGAUAGAUGUACAGCAUUUAUUUGGUGGAGUAGAUAUAUGUAAAGUACAGAUCAUUAUACAGAAGAAGUUAGAAAAAUUACAUCAGUUGUUUUCAGUUGAAAAAUUGAACAUGUAAUGUAAUUUUCAGACAUAUAAAGAAUCAUGAAUACAAGAUUGAUAAGAAACAAAAAAAAUAUUUCUCUUCCUUUC
Mercurialis annua (annual mercury) is the source of this 2481-nucleotide messenger RNA. Its product is annotated as zeaxanthin epoxidase, chloroplastic. The coding region runs from base 264 to 2249 and encodes 661 amino acids. The record is from RefSeq and is a predicted model, not a curated record. Gene Ontology annotation, molecular function: protein binding; zeaxanthin epoxidase activity; FAD binding. Gene Ontology annotation, cellular component: membrane; chloroplast. NCBI's taxonomy places the organism in Eukaryota, Viridiplantae, Streptophyta, Magnoliopsida, Malpighiales, Euphorbiaceae. Gene Ontology annotation, biological process: abscisic acid biosynthetic process. The transcript has 16 exons.